Messenger RNA from Episyrphus balteatus (marmalade hoverfly), 2066 nucleotides. RefSeq names its product glucose dehydrogenase [FAD, quinone]-like. The transcript is spliced from 2 exons. The record is from RefSeq and is a predicted model, not a curated record. Bases 103 to 1989 code for a protein of 628 amino acids. NCBI's taxonomy places the organism in Eukaryota, Metazoa, Arthropoda, Insecta, Diptera, Syrphidae. Gene Ontology annotation, molecular function: oxidoreductase activity, acting on CH-OH group of donors; flavin adenine dinucleotide binding.
AAGGCAGCAUCAAGUAAGGAAUCUUCAUCAGUUAUAAUCUAGUCGCUGUCACACUGUUUGCUAGUAGAACAAAUCCAAACUAAUUGUCAAAACUGCGAUAUUAUGUGGAAUAUUAAAGAAUUUCGAAUAAGUUUUGUACUGGUGACAGUCUUGCUGUUUGCCAGUAGUGGAAAGGCUCUACUUCCAGAUCUCCUUCUAAAAGGAUUAACUUUUGGCUUAGAUGCUAGUGAUUUUGUCUCUGAAGAACUUCUUCCAGCUGAUGUACCACCCCAAAAUGGAACCUACGACUUCAUUAUUGUCGGAUCCGGUCCAGCGGGUUGUGUUUUAGCAAAUCGACUUUCUGCAAAUCCCAAUUGGACAGUUUAUCUACUCGAAGCUGGAGGAAGAGAAAAUAUUGCCCAUGAUAUUCCAGCAAUGGCUUCAAUUCUACCAUUAACAGAUUCAAACUGGGGUUACGAAUCAGUUCCUCAAAAAAAUGCUUGUAAAGGUAUGUACAACAAUGUGUGUGCUCUACCAAGGGGAAAAGUUUUGAGCGGUACUAGUGCCAUAAAUUUUAUGAUUAGUCAUCGUGGAAAUCAUGAAGACUAUAACAGAUGGGAAAAAGCUGGAAAUAAAGGAUGGAAAUACGAAGAUAUCCUGCCGUUAUUCAAACGUAUCGAAAAAGCAAACUUAAAAAGAUACGAAGAUUCCCCAUAUCACAACACAACGGGGCCUUUAAGUACAGAAGAUGUUGCCUAUAGAACUGAUAUAUUAGAACAUUAUAUCAAAGGAUCUCAACAAGCUGGAUACAAAUUGAAUGACUACAAUGGGGAAACGCAAAUGGGAACAUCGUAUGUUCAAGCGACCACGUUAAACGGUCAUAGACACACUGCUGCAAAAGCCUAUUUGAAACCAAUUAUGGAGGAUAGAAAAAAUCUUCACAUAUUGACUAAAGCGUUUGUGACGAAAAUUCUUAUUGAUAAGAAAACUGAAUCAGCUUAUGGAGUUGAAUUUACUUAUAAAAACAAAAAUAUUACUAUUCGAGCUAAGAAGGAAGUGAUUCUAUCAGCCGGUGCCUUCAAUUCUCCUAAACUCUUAAUGCUUUCUGGAAUUGGCCCGAAAGAUGAACUUGAACGCCUUGAUAUACCUUUAAUCAAGGAUCUUCAAGUUGGUAAACGUAUGUACGAUCAUAUGAGCUAUUUAGGUCCAGUCGUUAAGGUCAAGAAUGUUAAAAAAAAACCAACACUUUUUACAACUCGAUUAAACCCUUUAGAUUACCUCAAAUUCAAAGCCGGUGAUCCUUCAACAAGAUUUUCAACUAUAGGUGGUGUGGAAGCAAUGACAUUCGCUAAAACUUCAAAUUCCAAACAACCAGAUAGUGUUCCUGAUAUCGAAUUGAUUUUGGUACCAACAAGUUUGGCCGGAGAUUUUGGUACAGCAUUAAGAAUAAGUGCAAAUAUUCGCAAGGAUAUUUAUACAAAACAAUUUAAAGUACUUGAAAACAAAGAACAUUUUGCAUUUUUAACAAUGUGUUUCCAUCCGGAAUCAUUUGGAAAUAUAACUUUGAAGGACAAAAAUCCAAAAUCACCACCAAUUAUUGAUCCAAAUUAUUUUGAAAAGGAAGUAGAUGUUGAGUGUAUUCUUGAAGGUGUCAAAGAAGCUAUUCGUAUAACAAAAACUCCAGCUAUGCAGGAGAUCAAUGCAACAUUGCAUACAUUACCAACACCAGGAUGUGAACAUAUUGAUUUUGGAUCGGAUGAUUAUUGGAGAUGUUCAAUUAGGCAUUUGUCGUAUACAUUGCAUCAUCAAGUGGCAACUUGUAAAAUGGGACCUGAAAGUGAUCCGACAGCGGUAGUUAAUUCUCUGUUGAAGGUGUAUGGUUUGAGGAAGUUGAGAGUUGCUGAUACUUCGAUUAUACCACGUCCACACACGGCUCAUACUAAUUUGGUUUCUUUUUUGAUUGGAGAAAAAGCUUCGGAUAUGAUUAUCGAUGAGUGGUCUGGGAGAUGAAGUGAAAUGAAGUGAAAUGAUAAAUGAAUGUGAAUUUUAAUAUUUAUUGCACUUGUAGAACAAAAACGAAAAUAAAA